UUCGGCGCGUGCACAAAGGUAAAGGUGAGCGGCACUCUGCUACUUCCGCGCUCGUGAGAACUUGUAAAGUAAAAGCUGAAAAAAAAGUUAAGAGAAAAAUUAGGUCUCGUGUUUAUGAGUGACCGAGAGCAGGCAUGGCUGAGUCCCAGCUACAGUGCAUGGAAGACGGUCGGAUCGGUGAGACCAUCCCCGAGUCCAGGCCGGAGUUUUAUUACAGUGAGACGCACCGGACAGCGCUCGAGGAGCUUCUACGGAACGGAGAAGGUGCCUUCAAGACGCUCCUCCAAAAGGACAACGCUAAGGACUUCCUUUCGCCGCCUGAGGUCCAUGUGAUCCAAAACACCGUGGAAGAGUACAGCACGCAGGAGGACAACAACGCGGCAGCGACGGCUAGUAAACAUGCAGGCGACUCGACGUCUUUACGCUCGACCUACUGGCCUGAGGUGUCCGACACCGAAACGCCGCUGCUGGACAUCGGCUGGCCGCAAGCUUUCUUUUUUAAAGGGGUCCCGCGCGUGUUGGUGUUCGCGCACCCGCCUAAAGACAACGGGCCGCACAUUAAAGAAGUUGUCCGUAGGCUGAUCCAAGAGGCACACAAGGUUGUUGCAAUUGUGAUGGACCUUCUCACAGAUCUUCAGAUCCUACAAGAUCUCCUGGAUGCAGCAUCCCGGCGUAACGUUUCUGUCUACAUUAUACUGGACAGCAAGGGAGCUCCGCACUUCAUCAACAUGUGCAACAGACUGGAGGUCAGCCCGAAGCAGUUCCAGAACAUCCGAACUCGCAUGUUGAGAGGUGUUGGACUUGACCUGUCCUAUGGAAGGAUCCCCGGGAGUUUGAACAACAAGUACAUGCUUAUAGAUGGAGACAAAGUGAUGUUCGGAUCAUAUAGUUUCUCCUGGAGUUCAUCCCGUAUGGACAGAAACAUGAUCACCAUUAUGUCAGGACAGAUUGUGGACUUCUUCGACCGGGAUUUCAGGGAGCUUUACGCCAUCUCACGAGAGCUCAAACUCUUCAAGGAGUUCAAAAUCAGUAAACCUAGCAAAGCUCUGUCAACCCGGAUGACCGUAGCGACACGGCCCGCGUUGCCCGCAACCUCCCGCUUCCAAGUGAGUCUGGGAGACAAAGGAACUCUGAAAGUUCCCGCCCACAAAUACUACAACCCCAAAUACGAGCUAGCAUUUGGUAGGCUUCCUGAAGACAUCAGUCGACAGGAUCUAAUGAACAAAAUGGAGGAAUCUCUCAAAAGGUAUGCAGCAGAAGGGAAUCCAGUGGACGAGGACAACGAGAUACAGGAAACGCACACCCCACAUUCGUCUCUGAGUAGCAAAAAAGGUGCCAAAUUAAUAUGUGUGCCAUCAAAAAAGAAGAAAAGGUUUUCAUUCCUGCGAAAAUCAAAACAAAAAGGAGCUGGUAAGAUUGAGGAAGAAAAAGAGGUUGAGGGUGAGCCUGGGCCUGGGCCUUCAACUACAACAAAAUUGACCAGUACUUUAGAGGACAUUACAGAGCUCCCAGAGGAACCUACUGCUGAAACACAGACGUCUGAGAAAACAAAGAGUAAAAAGAAGAAGAAGAAAAAGCGCACGUCAUCACAAAGUGAAGAUCAGGGUUCAGAAAUCCAGAAAGACAGCAAGAAGAGCUGCGUCAUCUCCUGAAGACUUGAAUGAUAACAAUUGCACUUGAAAUUCUGAAAUCCAAGUUCACUCCAAUAGAGGCUAAUCCGUCAGCAUCAGCUAUAUAUCGUGUCAUUUUGUAUGCUACAGAUUAGCCAAGAUUAGCUUGGUUGCACCCAAAACAUGUUUUUGUUGACUCCUAAAUCUUAUUUCUUUUGGCAAAAUACAACAUCUAACCUGUGCUAGAAAGCAGAAUAACACCAAGUGAUGCUUAUAGUCUAAGAUGGGUGCCUAAAUUGCAUGUUAACUGAUGUGUGAGGGAUAAAAAUAAUUUGAUUACUUAUCAGUAAUACUGCAUUACUGUCAUUUUAUGGUUGAGACUUUGAUCGUAGAGCCUCUGAUAGUCAUAAAACUAAACUACUAGCAUUACACACGAGCUAUCAAACAGAGAAGCUAAAGGCUAGCACAGGCCUCCUCAAAAACAUGAAGCAAGCCACAAACCUUCUUUCUAAUUCAAACUACACAUAUAAGACUUUCAGAGGAAAAUAGAAACCUAUGAUUUGCUAGUUCUGGUAGAACUGCCAGGAAAAAGUGAAAAAUGAUUUCAAACAAGUGCUAUUGCUAGUUGUUUUCUAGGUCAUUCCAUGAUCAUUCGGUUUCAGCAAAUGUACCUAUGUUGGUCCUUUGCAGGAAACCUGUGGGGAGUGUGGACUAAUGCUAACCCAUAAAAAUCACACAUUAUACAGUGGGUUUUCAUCGGGCAGCCCAAACAUUUUCAUCAUAGCACAAAAUAUGGAUAAUGUCACACUGAUGAGCAAACCCCAUGCCCCACUGUCCUAAAAUUAGCACGUUUGCUAGGAUGCCUCUUCUGAAUAACAAGCACGGCAAACAGAAAUGUUGUCCUUGUCGUUCGUUUUUACCAAGUAAAAUCACUUAAAAUUUACUCCAGCUGCUAUUUCAUACUAUUCUUUUGAAUUUUACUUGGGACAGUUGUUGAUACAAUUGUUUUUGUUUUUGUAAAGGUGCAAAAUAAUCCACUUAAAGCCGUUUCUUACAGACAAAGAAGCAAGGCAUGCAUCAAAAUGAAGAAAAAGCAGGUCUAAAUGCAACAAAGAUGUCUUUGCUAUGUUUCUGCAUUUGGCGUGAAAAAUGCCCCCUUAAGUCUCAGGAACACUAAUCCUUUAACUUCAGUGUUGGUUUAAAUGUACAAAACUUACAGUUCUUUUUGAAUAUAUUUUAUAGAAACUUUUACAGAAAGGAAUUCUAUGUCUAAUAGAUUGUAAAUGUUAUGGUGCAAUUGAAAACGGUGCUGUGGAAAUAAUACAGAGCUGUGCCGCCACCUAGUGGUUGAUUAUUGUCUGUGUAUAUAUACUGUGUGUGUGUGUGUGUGUGUGUGUGUGUGUGUGUGUGUGUGUGUGUAAUGAAGUAUAUGUAACUUAGUCACUGAACAUGAUUGUGUGUUACUUCCUCCUGUUGAGUUACCAGGGUGUGUUUCGAAACAAAUCUAACCGCAGAAUGGAACGGGUGAUGCAGGGAAGUAUAUAGGAUAGAUUCUGCUGCUACUCUUUAACAGGAAGCAGAAUAACACAGGAAACCGGAAACGGCCCAGCAGGCUAAAAUAGCACCCUUGCUAAACCACAAAACACAUGAUUAUGCAGGCUGGCUUGUUGGUCGUAAUGACUAAAUAAACAACCAGUAUAAGUGAUGGUUAAAAAUCAGACAUAAGGAAGUGAAACUAUAGACUUAAAGAUCUGAAAGGGUUUUGAAAAGGGUUAUUCGAUGAAUUCACAUUUUAUUUUUAAAUGUUAAUAUUUUGGUUGGUGUUUGGUUUCGGGUGGUUUCUCAUGUAGGUUUCCUCUUCAGGAGGUGAAAUGCUGCUUACUUGGGUCGUCAAGCUGGUCAUCGACUUGGUCAGUUUUAAAGCUUCAACUUUUGUUUGGGGUCAUUUUCAGGCUGCAUGAUUAAAUUCCUCCGAAAUUCAUUAUGAUUCAUUAUUAUUGGUAGAGACAAGGUUCAUGUAAACUUCCUGUAAAAUAAAUUAAACUAAACUGCUGCUGAAACAUCAAUAAUGAUUAGUCAGAAUGUUCCAGAAGCAGACUUGCCACCCAAACUGUGACACUACCACCACCAUGUUUCACAGAUGAGCUUGAAUAUUUUGGAUCAUGAGCAGAUCUGUUUUUCCUCCACACUUUGGCCUUUUCAUCAGGUUUCUCUUGCAUCUAGAGCUGUUUGGUCUAAUUUCUGUAUUUCGUUCCAUCUGAUUCUUACAGCUGAUAAGUGGUUUGGUUUCUAUAUUUCUGAUCUCGAAGUUGUCUCUAUAUAGUGGAUUUUGGUACCUUCACCCCAGCCUUGUGGAGUUUAUUGGUUACCUCUCUUACAAUGUUUCUGUCAUCAGCUGUUGAGGAACCUGCUCAGCAUCUCUUACUCAAUACACCAGGGUUUGUUUGUUUUUUUUCAGGACGUUCCAAAUGGUUGUAUUUUCCCACUCUUUUGUUUUAGCUUGCUUUUCUCCCACAGACACUUCUCUGACCUUCAAGGUGAUUUAUCCUUUCUAACAACAAAUGCAGUCUUCACAGGCCCAAACCAAGUGUAGAAAUUCAGAGCUAGUUAUGGUUUAAACAGGACACACCUGGAUAACAAGCCACGUGUUUCAGUAUUUUCGCUCACCUAAAAUUUGGAUGGUUUGAUACAAAGUGUUGGAUGUUGUUCACCACGUCUAGCAGGAAAUAAAAAUCUUCUCCUAUUUCUGAUUUGAUCUCAAAACCAAAUGUGUUCGGUCUACAGCAAAAAUAUAAAAAAUUUUGCUGUUCCAAUAAUUUCAGAGGCAAGUGUAUGUGCUCAUGAAACAAGACACAGGGUGUAGAUACACGGAUGUAAAUAAAAAUAGAACACAAAUAUCCAAGAAAUCAUAAUUGAAUACUCUAUUAUUUAUAGACAAUCUGUGAAUAUUUAUUUAUAUGCUGUAUAUGAGUUCAACAGAUCAGACUUUCAUAACCAUGCAGUUCCUCACCCAAACAGCAGAGCGAGCACCGAGAGGCACAUAAUUAGUCUCUGAAACAGGAACCCGAAACCUAGCAAGAGAGAUGAUGUAAAUUUAUUUCCUAAAUGUUUAGUUAAUUCUGCAAAAAAAAAAAAAAAAAAAAAGAAUAAAAAAAGGGAAGUUUAAAUACUUUCUUCCUAUAUCAUCUUGGGUCAGAUUUUUAAAAGAAACUCUUCAGAAUCUAUGAUCUAAUUAGUGAAUGUUAAUGUUAAUGUUAAUGUGAACAGUAAAUGUUUCCUCUUCUCUAUGAUUCUUAAGAUCUGUCCAAAAAUGGCACUCAGCAGUUUCACCGAAAUCCAGAAGUUUUAAAGUUUUAUUCGUUCAUCCUUAGCAACAGGCCUAAAAUUUGGAUACUGGUUUGGUUUUGUAAAAUGGAACCAAGUAAAUGUAUUGAGAAAUAUUGGAUCUGUAUUUGAGAGCAGUUAUGAACUUGGAGCUUGCAGAUACAAUAUGCAGAUGUGAAUAUUUAGAAUUAGUAGAGCUAAGAUACUCUC
Hemibagrus wyckioides is the source of this 5144-nucleotide messenger RNA. Its product is annotated as protein FAM83F-like. The transcript is spliced from 5 exons. Bases 135 to 1652 code for a protein of 505 amino acids. Lineage: Eukaryota; Metazoa; Chordata; Actinopteri; Siluriformes; Bagridae. The record is from RefSeq and is a predicted model, not a curated record.